Molecule: messenger RNA, 3052 nt
Organism: Clarias gariepinus (North African catfish)
Lineage: Eukaryota; Metazoa; Chordata; Actinopteri; Siluriformes; Clariidae
Gene: atg7
Product: ATG7 autophagy related 7 homolog (S. cerevisiae)
Exons: 20
Coding region: 728-2869 (713 amino acids)
Biological process (GO): autophagy of mitochondrion; autophagosome assembly; cellular response to nitrogen starvation
Cellular component (GO): phagophore assembly site; cytoplasm
Molecular function (GO): Atg12 activating enzyme activity; Atg8 activating enzyme activity
Source: RefSeq, a predicted model, not a curated record
UUACUGUUAUGUCAUUGGAGAACAUUUAUUAAGCCAAAGAUACUAACUAAAGGAAUCGAAAUGAAAAGAAACAACACGUACAGGUUUCUCUCCGUGUGUUCCUGUCUCAUCGUGUGCGCUUCUUUGUUCUUGUUUUGGUUUUUCGUCUUUUACUCUAUAAUGAAUGCGCCGUGAAAACCUAACAAAUUUAUUUAUAGUAACCUCAAACACCUGGAAUGCUAGGCUAACCAGGUUUUCUCUCUUUGAUGAACCAGUCGUUUUUAAAAGCGAAAUUAGGUCGGGUUUGAACUGACCGUAUUCCUCAACGUGCUUUGUAGCUUCAUAAAAAAGUAGACCUUUAACUUAUUUAAUAAGGUCAACACUUGAGUUAAUUUUAUGAUAUUUGUCAAUAGCUAACUAGCCAAAGCUAGCAACCAAGCUAUCUAUCUAGGCUGUACCAUGCCCUAUGUUCUCUGUACGGAUGUGUAAACAAAAACGACCAGACUCGUAUGCGUUGGCAUUUUGUUUUUGGAUACGUAAAAAUAGUUAAAAACAGUUAAAUAAAGUUAGAACAGUCAGUAAACAGAUAUUUCGAAAUAUAUAGCAACAUUUAGCAUAAACAUAGGCUAUUUAGCCACCGUGAGCUAAUCCUGCUUCACUUCCGUACUGCGGCUGCGCAGCACGGUACGUCACGGCUUCACGUGAUUAAAACAAGGAAGUAAAUUUCUGAACUGUGCUUAAUGCUCAAAUGGCAGCUGAAUCUGUGGAAAAGGGCACAGCUCUUCCCAAGUUGCAGUUUGCCCCUUUCUCCAGUGCCCUAGAGGCAGGAUUCUGGCAUCAGCUCACCCAGAAGAAACUCAAUGACUACCGGCUGGAUGAAAGCCCAAAAAGCAUCAAAGGAUAUUAUUAUAAUGGUGACCCAUCUGGCCUCCCUACGCGUCUGACUCUGGAGUUCAGUGCGUUUGAUGUUGAUGGACCGACUCCAGCUUACUGCUGUCCUGCUAAGGGGACUUUGCACAAUACCAACACACUCGAAGCCUUUAAAUCCACUGACAAGAAAGCACUUCUGGAUAAAUUAGCUAACGAGAUAUGGAUGGCCAUACAGUCAGGUGCCGCAGUGGAAGACCCUUCAAUCCUGAACAAGUUCAUCAUCUUGACAUUCGCGGAUUUAAAGAAAUAUCAGUUUUAUUACUGGUUCUGCUUCCCUGCUCUCUGCUUCUUGGAAGGAAUUCAGCUUAUUAAAGCUCCGGUGUUGUUACAGCAGAAAUUCUCCCCUCGGCAGGUGUUUGCUGUUCAAGCAGCCUAUGAUGAGCUGUGUUCUUCAAGUGGAGCCACAGCUGUGCCAUAUUUCCUCAUCAAGUACUCUGAAGACAGUGUUAAAGUGGCUCUGCUGAAAGACUGGGACUCAUUCUUCACAGAUCUAAAGAAGGUAACCGUGGGCGUCUACGACCCAUGCACUCUGCCUCAACAUCCUGGCUGGCCUCUUCGCAAUUUCCUGAUCCUCCUCGCUAGUAAAUGGGGGUCACAGCUGGACGUGCUUGAAAUUGUGUGCUUCCGAGACAGGACGCUCCAGGGAAGUCGAUCGGUGCAGCACAGCCUUGUUUUGGAAGUGAAGCUCCCCAGUCUGACUCCCCUGUCUGCAGCUUGUCCAAAGAGUGUGGGCUGGGAGAAGAACCCCAAAGGAGCAAUGGGACCAAGAAGUGUCAAUCUCAGUGAAUGCAUGGACCCAAAAAGACUUGCAGAAUCAUCAGUCGAUUUGAAUCUGAAGUUGAUGCGUUGGCGCCUUGUCCCCUCUCUGGAUUUGGAUAAGGUUGUGUCCACCAAGUGUCUUUUGCUUGGAGCUGGUACACUGGGCUGCAAUGUGGCAAGAACACUCAUGGGCUGGGGAGUAAGACACAUCACAUUUGUGGACAAUGCAAAGAUCUCGUACUCGAAUCCUGUGCGUCAGGCUCUCUAUGAGUUUGAGGACUGCCUGAGUGGAGGAAAAACUAAAGCCUUGGCUGCAGUAGACAGAUUAAGGAAGAUCUUCCCCGGCGUGAAUGCCGAGGGGUUCAACAUGAGCAUCCCGAUGCCCGGCCACCCUGUCAGCUUUUCGGAAGUGACGAUGGCUCAGGCGCAGAAAGACGUGGAGCAGUUGGAAGCACUGAUUUCAGCACAUGACGUCGUCUUCCUCCUCAUGGACACACGGGAGAGUCGAUGGCUCCCCACCGUCAUCGCAGCCAGCCAGAGAAAGCUUGUAGUAAAUGCAGCACUCGGGUUUGACACCUUUGUUGUAAUGAGGCAUGGCCUUAAGAAACCCAAAGGCUCAGGAGCUGGAGACUCCAGUCCUUCAUCAUCCUUGUCCGCAUCAGACUCAUCUUCAGCAUCCACACCAGCGACACCAGGGACAUCUCUGUUCUCCAACAUACCUGGCCAUCGACUAGGCUGUUACUUCUGCAAUGAUGUUGUUGCCCCUGGAGAUUCAACCAGAGACAGGACUCUGGACCAGCAGUGUACAGUGAGCCGGCCUGGAUUGGCCAUGAUUGCCGGAGCUCUGGCUGUUGAGCUGAUGAUCUCCAUCCUACAGCACUCAGAGGGAGGCUAUGCGGUGGCAAGUAGUAGUGAUGAUCGCAUGAAUGAACCGCCGACCUCACUUGGCCUCGUCCCGCAUCAGAUUCGAGGCUUCCUCUCCAGAUUUGACAAUGUCCUUCCUGCCAGCUUGGCUUUUGAUAAAUGCACUGCCUGCUCACAAGUGGUCCUGGAUCAUUAUGAGCGUGAAGGAUUCCAGUUUUUGUCCAAGGUGUUUAACUCAUCUCAUUCCUUCCUGGAGGAUUUGACAGGUCUGACCCUGCUGCAUCAGGAGACGCAGGCUGCUGAGAUUUGGGACAUGAGUGAUGAUGAAAGUAUUUGAUGACGGCUGCGCUGCCAGAAGAACCUGACGCAGAUCCGUGGACACUUCAGCCAGCCUGCAAGGCAUUUAUCACCAAACCUCGGGUCACCCUCACUCAGGCGGAGCUUAAUAUUAUUAACAGGCAUUCACUCGUAACUGUCUGGUACACGUGCUACACUUAGUAAAAACAAAAACAAACGAAGA